AUGAGUUCAUCAACAGAGGCUGAGAGUGACUCAAGUGACUCAAGUGAUGGAAAUAUUAAUGUUGCUGCCGAGAAGCGGAAGUUAAGGAAAAAGAGACGCAACCGGAAUGUGGCUGUUCUUUUUGGUUUCUACCUGCAUGCUAGAAAAUAUCUUAACAAAAGGAAGAGGAGGGAGCAUAGGUGCACCGGUCAGCAGUGGACCUAUGAUACUUUGGGCUCUACAGAAGACUGUUAUGAAAUGUAUAGGAUGACCAGGCCUUGUUUUGAUGCUUUGCAUGACAGGUUGGCAGAACAUUAUGGUUCGAAGGGGACAAAGUUUAUGUGUUCUGAAGAGGCUCUUGCAAUGUUUCUAUGGACUGUUGGUGGCCCCCAAUCUGUGAGCCAAGUGCACAAUCGCUUCCAUAGAUCAACUGACACCAUCCACAGGAAGUUCAACCAUGUGUUGGCAUGCUUGAAUAGAAUGGCAGGAGACAUCAUAAGGCCCUUCGAUCGCAAAUUCAGAACCAUGCAUGACAGGCUUCGUGACUCUAGGUUUUAUCCACACUUCAACAAUUGCAUUGGUGCAAUCGAUGGUACGCAUAUACCGGUUGUUGUGCCAGCUGAUGAGAUGAUUAACCAUGUUGGUCGCCAUGGGUAUGCCACUCAGAAUGUCAUGGCAGUAUGUGACUUCGACAUGCGAUUCACCUCUAUAGUAGCCGGGUGGCCAGGUUCUGCACAUGACACAAGGAUAUUCAGAGACACACUUGACAAGUACAAGAAGAGAUUUCCACACCCUCCAGCAGGCAAAUAUUAUCUUGUCGAUUCUGGCUAUCCCAAUGACACCGGCUAUCUUGCACCAUACAGAGGACAAAAAUAUCAUUUACCUGAGUUCCGCAUGGGCCGACCACCAAGUGUAAAGAAGCAAACCAAGAUUAUCAUCGCUUGCAUGGCACUUCAUAACUUCAUUAGAGAGAGUGAGAUAUUCGAUGAGGAUUUUGAUAAGUGUGACCGUGAUGAGGACUACAUGCCACCAGGGCAUGUGGUUGUCACAAAUGGGUGGAACCAUGAGGGACAAGGCAAUGUGAACAUGAAUGCCACUCGUGAAGCUAUUGCGGAUGGACUGAUGGCCGAUAGGGAAUAA
Brachypodium distachyon (stiff brome) is the source of this 1119-nucleotide messenger RNA. Its product is annotated as protein ALP1-like. Lineage: Eukaryota; Viridiplantae; Streptophyta; Magnoliopsida; Poales; Poaceae. Bases 1 to 1119 code for a protein of 372 amino acids. The record is from RefSeq and is a predicted model, not a curated record. The transcript is spliced from 3 exons.